CCUGUGUUGAAGAGCGUAUAAUUACCACAGUAAACACCAUUUCUCACUCCCCCAGAUAAUUCUUCUUCUUAAACUUCCCCCAAAUCUAGUUAAUCUAGGGUUUCUCCAUCUCCCCAUGGCCGGAAUUAGACUCCCUCCGGAAGAUUCCGACGUCUCCACGGCGCGCCCGCCGACCAACACUGAUCUCAUCUCCGACGACGACCGCUCUGUAGCCGCCGAUUCAUGGUCUAUUAAGAGCGAUUACGGUAGUACACUCGAUGAUGAUCAGCGUCACGCUGAUGCUUCGGAAGUUCUCUCCGCUGUUCCUUACCGUUCUGCCUCCGAUUACAGUUCUGACAAGGAGGAGCCUGAUGCUGAACCAGUUUCAUCAAUGUUAGGCUUUCAAAGUUACUGGGAUGCUGCUUAUGCAGAUGAGUUGGCAAAUUUUCGUGAGCAUGGCCACACUGGUGAAGUUUGGUUUGGGGCUGAUGUUAUGGAAAUGGUCGCAUCAUGGACCAAAGGCUUGUGCAAUGACAUAGCUCAAGGUCAAAUGCUUAAUCAUGUGGCUGAUGAUACUUCAGUAACUCCCGAACAGGGUGAAAAGGAUCUAACCGACUGGAGUGUGCUUGAUGUUGGGACUGGGAACGGUCUGCUGCUUCAAGAAUUUGCUAAGCAGGGGUUCACAGAUCUUACUGGAACUGAUUACAGUGAAGGAGCAAUUGAUCUUGCUAGAAGCCUUGCUGAUCGUGAUGGGUUUUCCGGUCUUAAAUUCUUGGUGGAUGAUGUUCUUGAUACAAAAAUAGAGAGAAAGUUUCAGCUUGUUAUUGAUAAAGGAACUUUAGAUGCCAUCGGUUUGCAUCCUGAUGGUCCUAUUAAAAGGAUCAUGUAUUGGGAUUCCAUCUCAAAGCUUGUAGCUACUGGUGGACUGCUGGUAAUAACAUCGUGUAACAGUACGAAAGAUGAGUUGGUGCAAGAAGUUGAUAAUUAUAAUCACAGACGGGUUGCUGCAUCGCAGGAGUCUGAGACUUCUGUGAGCCAAGAAGCUGGCAGUAAUUCUCCGUUGUUCAGCUACCUUGAUCACAUCCGUUCAUACCCGACAUUUAUGUUUGGAGGAUCAGUUGGAUCGCGGGUUGCUACAGUAGCUUUUGUGCGAAAAUGAAGUAUGAUAUAUGUUUCUGUCGUAUUUGUAGCAGAGUUUGCUCAGCCCAAGUAUGUUUGUUCGUAUUUUUGGGGAUGGAGAUGAAGGAAAUGUGCAUGCAUGACCUGUGGAAGAAUGUUAAUUUAGUGAAAGAUGCUGAUGUUAUUGGUCUUGUUAGGAAAUAUUAUGUCUUUCAUCUUACUGUGUAGAUGUAUGUUGUUUCCAGAUCAUGAAUUGGAACUUCUGACUGUUGAUUAUACUACUUAAACCACUUGUAAUGGAACUCUUCAAACAAGUGUAGGCACACAAUUUUUUUUUUAUCAAGUCUGUUGCCCCUUUGUUUCCUUCA
Molecule: messenger RNA, 1466 nt
Organism: Daucus carota subsp. sativus
Lineage: Eukaryota; Viridiplantae; Streptophyta; Magnoliopsida; Apiales; Apiaceae
Exons: 7
Coding region: 116-1138 (340 amino acids)
Cellular component (GO): cytoplasm
Molecular function (GO): protein-lysine N-methyltransferase activity
Source: RefSeq, a predicted model, not a curated record